Molecule: messenger RNA, 1251 nt
Organism: Pestalotiopsis fici W106-1
Lineage: Eukaryota; Fungi; Ascomycota; Sordariomycetes; Amphisphaeriales; Sporocadaceae
Exons: 1
Coding region: 1-1251 (416 amino acids)
Biological process (GO): lipid metabolic process
Molecular function (GO): phosphoric diester hydrolase activity
Source: RefSeq, a predicted model, not a curated record
AUGGCUUCAAACUGGAUGUCGUCCAACUUGAACGUGCUCGGAAAGCAGAAGAUCGAACAUAUCAUGUUUCCAGGCUCCCAUGAUUCUGGCAUGUCUCGUCAUGGCAAACAUACGACAUUCGGCACUCCGUCAGUAACCCUCACGCAAACCAAAACCAUCAAGGAACAAUUGCGACUUGGAAUCAGAUACUUUGACGUUCGUCUUGACAUCAGUCAGGGCAAGUACUUUUGCGGCCACUACACAAAGAUCGAUGGAGUGCCCACUAGUGCUUUGAUCGGCAUGGGGGUGCUCGGCCCGCCGCCUGUGAAGGCCCUCGCGUUGGCCUUGAAGGCUGCAUUUCCAAGAUGGGAAGGUGCCUGUGGCGAGUCCCUCCAAGAAAUCAUCCAGGGCAUCAAUGAAUUCCUCAAGGAGAACAAAGAACUUGUCGUCUUGGACAUCUCUGGCUAUGGCGGGUUUGCCGUGGAUGAGCAAUGCCGGGACUUUACGCAGAUGGAAUGGACCAACUUGUUCAAAGAGCUACAAGGCAUCGAAAAACUUUAUCGACCCAAGGACGCCGAUAGGAACAAGAAGCUGAAAGACCUUCAACUCGAUGAACUGAUUUCUUCGAGCUCCGGUGCCUGUGUUGUGAUCAAUCACUGGCGUGGCGAAAAAUAUGUUGGUGGUUAUGACUUGAAGGGCAUCUUCCCGCGAUCUUCCUGGGGUGAAAACGAACCACCGAUGAUCAAAUGGUCCAAGGAAUUGACAGAUGGUGCGGUCUUUCUUGCGCUCGCAAAGGAGGCGAUAGGCGGUUCUGGGUACAAUAUCAUUAUGCAGUUUUGGAAUGCUUGGCCCGGAUUUAUGAAGACUGCCUCCCUCAAAUCUUUCUUUGACCCUAUGGCGAAAGCUGAUGGCGAAGAGUGGUACAAAGUAUCCAUUAUCGACGGCGCCAAAUCGAGGAACAAAAGCCUACCUCAGUAUCUGAAGGACUUUGCCAAGACUACAGCUGCUUUGAGAGAUAGUGGAACCAAGUUCCCUACGGUGUUUAUGACCGCUCCGGAUGAUUAUCGGGCGAUCGUGAUAGACGCCGUGGAAGACACAAACUUGGCCGAUGGGUGUCUCGCCAUCAACAUGGAGCGGGCAAAAAAGAAGGUUGCACGCCAAGAUGACGAGAUAUCUACUGGUGCUGAUGCAUUGACGUGGGAUACGCCUAUCGAAAGCCGCCCGAGCUCCUCCCAGGCGCUUGAAGCUUUCUACAAAAGGAUUGCUUGUUAA